Molecule: messenger RNA, 986 nt
Organism: Pseudogymnoascus destructans
Lineage: Eukaryota; Fungi; Ascomycota; Leotiomycetes; Thelebolales; Thelebolaceae
Exons: 2
Coding region: 193-915 (240 amino acids)
Biological process (GO): Golgi vesicle transport
Cellular component (GO): membrane
Source: RefSeq, a predicted model, not a curated record
AAUAAGUUCUCUGAGGGGCUCAUUCAAAAAUAAUUUAGAGCUGUAUCACGGCAGUUCCCGCAUUUACCGCAACGUCAGCCUUCCUGGCCUCAGCCUUGCUUCGUGGGACAUGCCAGGUUCCCAUCUACGAGACUCAAUCAACGACCAACAGAAUCGAAUCUUGGGGGCUCGUAGCCCACUCAAAACUGGAGGAUGAUGUCGUCUAUUAAUGAAGAGGACCCAUUCCUCCAAGUUCAGGCAGAUGUCCUUUCCCAACUAAACACCACCCGACCCCUCUUCGCCUCCUAUCUCCGCAUCCGCUCUCUUUCUCCAAAUCCCAGCAGCCCGGAGGUAACAUCUGCGCGCGCGGAUCUCGAGUCUUCCCUCUCAACUCUAGCCGAAGACCUUGCCGACCUCGUCUCCUCCGUCAAGGCAGUCGAGACCGACCCCCACAGAUAUGGGCUCCAAAUCGAGGAGGUGGUGCGGCGCAAGCAUCUCGUCGACGAAGUCGGCAAUGAAGUCGAAGAUAUGCGCGAAGAGCUGUUAAAACACCUGUCUCAGUCGAAGUCGCGCAAUAAGUCUCUGCCACCCGGCGUGGAUGAGGAGCAGGCGGUUAGAGACGAUAUGUACGAGGCGUUCGAACAGCAGGAACAGCAGCGCAUUAUGAAUGAUCAGGAUCAACAGCUUGAUGGCGUGUUCCGUACCGUGGGCAAUCUGAGGCAGCAGGCUGAUGAAAUGGGCCGUGAGCUCGAGGAGCAAGCCGAGAUACUGGAACAUGUCGAUUCGGCGGCGGAUCGGGUUGGGGGCAAGCUCCAGACAGGGCUUCAGAAGGUGGGAUGGGUUAUGAGGAACAAUGAGGAAACGAUGAGCAGUUGCUGUAUUGGGGUGCUUAUAGUGGUACUUAUAAUUUUGUUGGUCCUUCUCUUGGUGCUGUAGUCGGACACUGUACACUGGGGGAGUUGGCGUUGGAUUGAAGAUGUAUACAUACUACGGAAUCAGAACAUUGU